UUGUAUGAAUUUUAAGAGUCGAGGCCUAUGCAUAUAUCACAGCUUUAUUUUAUUACAUACAUUAGGACAAUACAUUUCAGCCUCAUAAUGGUAAAGCUAGGAUUCGUUAUAAAGAAGGGAAAUAUUUCGUUUCGUGAUGGCAGCAAUGGAAUCGCUUUACAAUUUAUUCGUCGUCUGCUGUGCUGUCAAACGUGUACUGGUUCUGGAUGUGAUCGGUUUUGUGUUUGUAUUCGGCAGCUGUUGAAAGAAGCAAUUUCAUCAACAGGGCUUGUGAUAUUGUUUUAUUUUUAAAAUGUCUGAUUUGAACAAACUAAAAAGUGCUUUAUCGGAGCUAGGCCAAGAUCAUCUUUUACAAUUUUGGGAUAGGUUAAGCCAAGGAGAAAGAAAUGAUUUAAUUAAAGAUAUAAGUGAAAUUGAUGUCAAAGAAGUAACUUCUUACUUCAAGAAAGCCUUGACGUCCUUGCAUGAAGACCAAGAAAAGCUCGAUGACAGAAUGAAGUCAAUACCUCCCCAUUUAUAUGGAGCUGUGUCCAGAACUACCCCAGAACUGUUAGCAUCUUAUGAAACGGAAGGGUUUGUACAGAUUUCAGAAGGAAGGGUUGGAGUUCUGCUUAUGGCUGGUGGACAGGGAACUCGACUAGGAUCAUCUUUGCCUAAAGGUAUGUAUGAUGUUGGCUUACCAUCUCACAAGUCACUGUACCAAAUUCAAGCCGAGCGUAUAGUGAAACUUGAGGAACUUGCAACCAAAUGCACUGGCAAAAAUGGUCAUAUUACGUGGUUUAUCAUGACAAGCGAGAAAACAAUGGAACCGACUGAAGAUUACUUUGAAGAACACAAUUACUUUGGCCUGAACAAGAACAAUGUCAUAUUCUUUGAACAAGGCCUACUACCCUGUUUUUCUUUUGAUGGAAAAAUCAUUCUGGAAGCUCCAAACAGAAUAUCGAAAGCUCCUGAUGGCAAUGGGGGAAUUUACAGAGCUCUUAGAGAUAGAGGAGUUUUGAACGAGAUUGAGAGGAGAGGUAUUCGCUACCUGCAUUGUCACAGUGUGGAUAACAUCCUCACCAGAGUAGCUGACCCGAUAUUUGUAGGUUACUGUGUAAAACGAGGUGCAGAUUGUGCUGCCAAGGUUGUUGAAAAGGCUUUCCCAACUGAAGCUUUAGGAGUGAUCUGUAACGUAGAUGGAAACUUCCAAGUAGUGGAGUACAGUGAGAUUACUCUCAAAACAGCUGAAAUGAGAAACAAUGAUGGUAGAUUGACAUUCAGUGCCGGUAGCAUUUGCAACCAUCUGUUCACUACAGAGUUUUUGAGAAAAAUAGUCAACAAGUACGAAAAUCAGCUCAAACUGCAUGUCGCAAAGAAGAAAAUUCCCUAUGUGGAUGAAAAUGGGACGUACCACACACCUGAAAAACCGAAUGGGAUCAAGAUGGAAAAAUUUGUCUUCGAUGUGUUCCCGUUUGCUGAAAACUUAGUUGUUUGGGAAGUGAACCGUGAAGAUGAGUUCAGCGCUCUAAAAAAUCCAGACUCUGCGGAAAAAGACAAUCCAACAACUGCUAGAAGAGACCUGUACGCUCUACAUAGAAGAUACAUCAAAGAUGCUGGGGGACAAAUCAUAGGCGACCCAGUUGUUUGUGAAAUAUCUCCUCUUCUGUCCUACGGUGGUGAAGGCCUCAAAUCUAUCGUAGAAGGCAAGACAUUCGAAUCACCACUACUUUUGAAAAGCCCACAAGAAGAAAUUAAAAAUGGCACAAACGGAUUCCACAUUGAUCACUGAUAUAAAGACUUGAAAUCUUCUAUUUGAAGAUUUAAAAAUCCGUCCAUUAGAUAAGGUAUGUGUUAUCUUGUAAAUUUGAAGUGUAUAAAAUUAAUGUCUUUUUUUUAAGAGUUCCUAAUAUAAAGCAUGUAACCAUGUAAAUUGUACUUUUAGGAAUAUUUUUAUUGGUUUUAAAUAGUUUGAAUGCUAUAAUAUAUAAAUAUAAAUUUUAACAUAAAAUUGUCUUUUAUCUAUCAGAGAUGAAUCUGCCGAAACGUGACUAAGAGUUAGUUUCAUAUCAUUGGCAUGACUAAAAAUAUUUUAUAGGCACACAAUAAAUUAUGUACCAUGAUUCAUGAACAAUAUUAGAUUUUUUUGCUGAUGAAAUAUUUUGCAGUUUGUCAACAAAUAUAACUUUGUAUCAUUAUUAAAUGCUGCUUCUAUGACUUAUAUUAAUUUAAGUGGUUUUGCAGUUUCAAUCAAUAAAUAUCGUAUUUUGAUGAUUUUCUACUUGUUUACUUCUGCAAAACUCUGUAUUCAUCACAAUUAGAACUAGCCUAAUUGUCAUGUAAAAUAAGUUUAUAUAUUAUUUUAUCUUGUAAAAGUACUGUAGGCCCUAAUGAGACCCUACACGAUAUCUAAUGAUGUAAUCGACAAGUUACCCGCUAUUGUCCAUCUUUGUUUGGAUAAUUUUUUUCAUAUUUAACAUUGUAAGUACCUAUCUAAAAUGUGCUUAAAACUACUAGAAACUGACAUUUCAAUUUUAUAUAACCUGUAAACAACUAUAAUCUUUCUAAUUCGUUGAUUAAUUUUAGUUGAUUGAUACAUGGUUAUAUUUAGUUUAAAAAUAACAGUACAUUUUAAUUACUUAUAUUGUUUUUAUUACAAAGCAAAUUAAACACAUAGGUAGAUUUAAAAAAAAAUCAGACAGGCUGAGAAUGAUUUAGCCCACCCCUCUUCCUAUAGAAGAACAAAAACAUAUUUUAAGUUUUUUCUAACAAAUCAUGAAAAUAAAUUUGGUAAAUGAUACCCUCAUUUGGUAGCUCAGCGCUUUCAAAAGAAAAAAUCCUGAUUACAUGUCUUGUUAGGUAGUCAAUUAAUUCUAUUUCAUCUUUAACACUGAAAACACAAAUUUGUACUCCUAUGUGAAAUUUCACCAAAAUUUAAGAAAACAAAGACUACAGUUUUUCUUACUUAUUUUCCAAACAAUUUGGAUAGGAAAAAGAUUUAAUUGUUUUUGAGUAUGGUUAACUGCUAGCUUUAUAUUUUUGUAAGUAAUUUUAAACUGCAUUUAUUGUUUUUAUAAAUAUUUGUAAUGUAAUUAUUUAUAACUUUCUAGAUAGUAACCCUUCCUCCCAAAACAUUUUAGUUUUGAUUUUAGAGACUAUAUAAAUAUAAAGGACGCACAAAGUUUACCUCCCUUUCAAGUUUUCUUAAUUGUUAAAUGACAUAAACAAUUUAUAGGAUGAUAUUCUCAAUGUUAUCAGUUAAGAACAGAGUUACUGAUAGUGACUAAUCUGUCUUUGAUAAAAUACACCAAGAAAAACUUUAGUAAGAAAAACAUAUGAUAUAUUAUAUCAACCAAUCGAGAUUAUGUUAUAUAAAAAUACUAUCUAUCAUUGAAUAAGUUUUUUUUUUAUCAUUGGUUAACUUUGAUGCAAAAAGUAUAAAAAUGCAAUGAUAACUAUUUUGCAAUAAUUUACUUUAUAAAGGACAUAGCCUAAAAAUUUUUGAUGUUAAUAAAAAAUUACAGACAAUAGUUAUUUGUGCAACUAGUGAGAAAAGUGCCUCACUCGAGAAACCAUUCCUCACUCGCCUACGGCUCGUGAGUAAGGAUUUCUCUCGAGUGAGGCAAUUGUACUUUGAACUCGAGUUGCACAUUAUACUUUUCCUACAGUUACCAUAAAACAAAUAAAUUGGUGAACAAACAUAACCUAUUUUUACACAGAAGUGAACUUUUAAUAUAACAUUUAAUGUGAAGUGACAAAUACAACAGUACAACAGCUGACCAGCUGAUUUACAGCCAGUGCUGCCAACGUAUUUCGCGCGCAUACGGCGUUGCCUGCAUGUUACGCGCUCACUAUUUCGUGGCUUCACGUUGAAAAUCUGGAGUGAGACAAAGUAAUUAGAGUGAGACAAUGUUAACAUUGUCUCACUGAUGAGCGAAUUGGCCACUUUGCUUUCUCAAAUCAGUGAGAGAACAUGUACAUUGUUAGGUAACUGUAGGAAAGUAUAUAUUACCAUAUUUAGGAUUAGCAUUUUUCCACCAUGUUUCACAAUGUUAAGACACAACUUCAAUAAAUCCUGAAAAUAUAGCCUACUCGGUACUUUUUUAGUAUUUUUUCCAAAAGUAAAAAUGUACCUAUAGCAAAGCAUAUAUCCUGCCGUAUGCAAGUUUUCGAUGAUUUUGCAUAGUGUUUGUACAGUAAAACAAGAUAAACCAAGUAUGUUGGGAUAGUUAUGCAUCUCAAAAGUACAUCUGUUGUUGUGCAAUUCUACCCUGGUCGGCUAGUUAAAAUAAUUAACUAGCAAGCAAAAUACCCGGAUUUUUUAAACACUUAUCAGUUUCUGAAUUGAACAUUUGAGAUAAUUUUGUUAUUUGUGAGAUUAUAAUAGAAGCCUUACUAUUUAGUAUAAUGUGUAACAAUGAGCUGGUUAAGGGUUUUACUGCCUACGAUUUUUAAUUUUAAGUUUUAUGAGCUUUUACAUUGGUUGAUUAUGGAAAUUUGCUUCUAGUUGUAUUGACCGUCUAAUUACCAUAGCCUCUCUUUGUUUUUGCUUUAAAAUAUUUUCGAGCGGUAGACUUUAAUUUUGUGAUCAUUUUUAUAGUUAUAUAUGUAUUAUAAUAUCGUAGUUUUAGGUUUGAAUUGUUUUUUUAUCAUAACAAAUGUCAGAAUUUGUUGCUAUUUUGUCUAAAAGAUGUCUAUUUUAUCGUGGAUAAACUAAUUUAGGUCUCCUUUUUAAUAUUACACUCAGUUUUAACGACAAACUAAAAAUAAGUGACUAUUGAGGCUUAGCAUGUUCUUUUAAUAGUUUUUAGUGACAAAAAUUUUAAUUUGUAAAAUAUGUGUUAGAAUUUAUGGUAAAAUUUAAUCUUGUACAAAAUUAUUUUAGCAUGAGUGUGAUGAUACUAUGAAUGUUGUAUUGAAUUUUGUUUGGUUUUUAAAACUAGUUCUAAAUUUCAUAUGUAAGUAGAAGCUUUGACUAUUAAUACUGUACAACUCAACGAAGCUAGUAAACUUUAUUGGUUCUAUAACAUAUUAUAUUCUGUUUUAUUUUUUAUUUUUUUUAUGAAAGUAAUACAAUCACAUAUUUGUUUUGUUUUUAAUCUUUUAAAUCUAUUUAUACAGCAACAAAGUUUUAUUUUGACUAGGCCAAAUUAAAAAAAAGGUUUAGUAAAGACAACUUUGUUUGAUCAACUUUUUGUGAUAACUGUGUAAUUUUAUUGAUAUUAUGGUUCCCAUAAUUAUGUAUGGUUUUACAAUCUAUUCAUAUUUUAUUUUAAAGAUAUAUUUAUAAAAUAAUUUUCUUCAGGUAUUGAGUCUGUAUCUAUUUAAUAGGUCGUCUGUCCAGUUACCAUUUUAUGCAAGAGAUCAUGUAUAGAAAAUAUUGUUAUAGUGUAGUGUAGCUUUUAUAUCAGAAUAAAGUUUCAAAAUAAU
Molecule: messenger RNA, 5409 nt
Organism: Macrosteles quadrilineatus (aster leafhopper)
Lineage: Eukaryota; Metazoa; Arthropoda; Insecta; Hemiptera; Cicadellidae
Gene: mmy
Product: UDP-N-acetylhexosamine pyrophosphorylase
Exons: 1
Coding region: 293-1771 (492 amino acids)
Biological process (GO): UDP-N-acetylglucosamine biosynthetic process
Molecular function (GO): UDP-N-acetylglucosamine diphosphorylase activity
Source: RefSeq, a predicted model, not a curated record